Salmo salar (Atlantic salmon) is the source of this 12880-nucleotide messenger RNA. The record is from RefSeq and is a predicted model, not a curated record. NCBI's taxonomy places the organism in Eukaryota, Metazoa, Chordata, Actinopteri, Salmoniformes, Salmonidae.
UAUCCUGAACAGAAGAGAGCAGCGGAGAGAGAGAGAAUGUUACACCUCAGCGCGGAUGCGAGUGAGAUAUUUAUCAACACUCAUUUUAUACUCUCAUAACUUUAGCUGCACUGCUCGUAUUUUUUUUCUGGAUUUUAUGUGCCAAAUUUUACGCGUCUUUGCAUUGGCUUCUCUCUCCAAAUGGCUUGGAUUAUUUCUCCGCUGUUGCAACGCCAAGGGACUGGUACUGGCGCUGUUUUUGUGCUCUCUGCUUUGAUCGCGGUGAUUGUGACAGGGGACUCCGCUGCGCAGGUUUUCGACAGUUAUGGAUUGUCAUACGCAUUGAGAUCGGAACUGUCAGAGGAUGCUAUAUUGGUGGCCAACAAUGGAAUACGCGUGCCUUUCGGGAGAGCAGUGUUCAUUGAUCCUAUCAAUGAUCUGGUAAUCCAAGUACAACCGGGAGACAGAUGUAGUAUAACGGUUCUGGAUAACGACCCGCUCUCCCAGAGGCCCGGGCAGCUCUCUCCCAAAAAGUUUCCCUGUGAAUUUGGUCCCAAUGACGUAAAGUAUUCUCACUUCGGGUCCAGAAGCCCCCCGCGGGAUAGGGUGAGGUUACAGCUCAGAUAUGACACUCAUACCGACACCAUAAUCAUCCCGUUUAUGAUGGAAGUGGAGGUGAUUUUCACACAGUUGGAAGUGUUAACAAGAAACAUGCCUCUGACUGUUGACAAAUUGCUUGGCACUAGUAACCCCAUUGACAGUAAGAUUCUGGAGUUCACCUAUGAUAGAAGUGAACUUCAGUGUAAAAUAACGUCUCUCUCCAGUGGCAGUGCAUUACCCAGGUAUGGGAAACUUGUGGAUGAGGGAAAACUUGGAAAAAUGGUGGGCUGUGAUGAAUUUAUUAAAAUGAAUAUCCGCUAUCAGCACACUUCUGCACACAAAUCACCCAAUAGAGAUUAUUUCCCAAUGAUUGUGGAAUUACAAGAUAAAGAGGGUAAUCUGCUGAAGCAGGAGUUUUUCCAGAUGAUGGUGCGUAUAAAGGAUGGAGAGGAGAACACGGAUCCUAAACCCAGCUUCGUGGCCAUGAUGAUGAUGGAGGUGGAUCAGUUUGUCAUGACAGCCAUCACUCCCGACAUGCUGGCUGCUGAGGACAUUGAGUCUAACCCUGACAACCUUAUCUUCAACAUCACCUCCCCCCUCUCCUUCGAGGAGGGGUACAUAGUCAGUACAGAUGACCGGAACCUGCCCAUCACCUCUUUCUACCAGGGAGACCUCAAAGAACUAAAGAUAGCCUACAAUCCUCCGUCUGUGGACGCUGAGACAGAACGUAUCUUCCAGAUAGAGUUUGAGGUGGUGGACACUGAGGGGGCUGUGUCUGACCCGUUCGCCUUCAUGAUUGUAGUGAAGCCUAUGAACACGCUUGCUCCAGUAGUCACCAGGAAUACGGGUCAGCUUCUCUACGAGGGUCAGUCCAGACCACUGUCCAGCUCUCACAACCUAGAGGUCAGUGACGAGGACAACCUGGAUGAUGUCAAGAUCACGGUGGUCGACGGGCUGCGGCAUGGCCAGCUGACAGUGCUCGGGUCACGCAGGAAGUUCUUCACCCCGGCUGAUCUGGACGGGGGCGUGGUCAUCUACCAGCACGACGGCAGCGACACGUACAGCGACAACAUUAUCUUCCGGAUGACGGAUGGGAAGCACGAGGUGGAGUUCCUGUUUCCCCUGACAAUCGUUCCCACGGAUGAUGAGCCGCCCAUUAUCAAUGCCAACACGGGGUUAAUCCUCUUCAAGAACCAGAUGAUGCUCAUUUCGCCACUCACACUCAGUGCUGCAGACAUCGACUCUGAGGACUCCACUAUCAGGUUCACCAUAGAGGCACCGUUCUCGCCUAUAGGGGAGGUGCUGCUGAGGCAGUCAGAGGCCCCAGAGGACCCCUCUACCUGGAAAUUCAAUGCUGAGGAUGAGCUGUAUGAGAAAGAGGUUACAGAGUGGCUGCAGCAGGAUAUCACAGAUGGGAAGUUGUUUUACAGACACACAGGACCUCACAGCGCUGACACAGUCAUGGACCAGUUUGUAUUCCGGGUCCAGGAUGAUAAUGUCCCCCCUAACCAAUCAGAACAGAGCUCGUUCAUCAUCAAGGUUCUGCCUGUGGAUGACAUCCCCCCUGAGCUGUAUCCUGGUACCACCCUCCAGAUGACCGUACACGAGUACCAGCUCACCUACUUCCGUAAGAAGUUUCUCCGCUACACUGACCUGGACUCAGAGGACAGAGAUCUGAAGUACACCGUCUCCCAGCCCCCGACAGACACAGACGAGAACAGCCCUGUGGUACUGGGGUCUAUUGUGUUAACAGAGAGUCCAGACACUGUAGUGACUGAGUUUACUCAGGCUCAGGUCAAUCACCAUAAGAUAUCAUACAAACCACCUGACCUGGAACUGGGGAUCACAGCCCAUGUUCUGCAGUUCCAGUACACGGUGGAGGAUACGUCAGGGAAUACUGUCACCGGAACGUUCUCUAUAUUCCUGCAGCCUGUCGACAACAAGCCGCCUCAGAUAACCAACACUGGCUUCACUAUAUUAGAGCGGGGAACGCACAAAAUCACCAGAGCUGAGCUGGAUACUGUGGACUUAGACACGGACAGUAGCCAGAUCUCCUUCACUCUAACUCAGCCCCCUCAGCACGGCACGGUCCAGUACACCUUCACCGACCUGACCAAAGGAGACGCGUUCAACCUGUUGGACAUCGCUAAUGACAGGAUCUCUUACAUCCACAACGGAGACGAGUCCACCAGCGAUUUCUUCCAGCUGGAUGUCAGUGACGGCGUCCAUGUUGUGACCAUCACCAUCAGGGUUACCGUGAAGCCCAUUGAUGACGAGACCCCGACCAUCAGCCUGCCGGCCGGAACCAUCGGAUCCUACAUUGAUGUCCUGGAGAAUGGAGCCACUGAGAUCACGACUAAAGUCAUCCAGGGGCGGGACGAGGACACAGACGACCUACGUUUGACCUUCAUCCUGGAGGACUCACCAGUUUUCGGGGAGAUCCUGGUGAACGGGGUCGAAUCAGGAAGCUUCACCCAGGCUGACAUCAUCAACGGACUGGUGGUGUAUGCCCACACAAGCGGAGAGAUCGGCCUCACCACUAAAUACGACUACUUUAAUCUGAUGCUGACAGACAUGUCUGAUGAGUGGACGAUAGGGGGCAACAGGGUCACGGGGGUCAGGGUUCAGAUCACCAUCCUCCCCAUGGACAGCCAGGCUCCAGAGGUGUUCGUAGGCCCACAGUUCACUGUCGUAGAGGGAGAGAAGAAUGUGAUUGAGAUUUUUCACAUUAGCGCUGAUGAUAUUGACACUCCUAAUGACGACCUGCUUUGUACCAUCAUCGUCCAGCCCACGUCAGGCUACGUGGAGAACAUCUCCCCGGCCCCAGGCUCAGAGAAGUCCAGGUCUGGGACAGCGAUCAGUGCAUUCACCAUCAAGGACAUCAGACAAAACCACAUCUACUACGUCCAAAGCAUCCAUAAAAGAGUGGAGCCGGUAGAGGACAGGUUCACGUUCAGAUGCUCCGACGGCAUCAACUUCUCCGAGAGACAUUUCUUCCCCAUCGCUAUCAUCCCGUCCAAUGAUGAGAAGCCAGAGAUCUAUAUGAGGGAGUUUGUCGUCAUGGAAGGGAUGAAUAUCGUCAUCGACACACCCAUCCUGAACGGAGCCGACGCGGACAUCCCCUCGGACGAACUCACUUUCAUCAUCACCAAACCACCAAAGCACGGCUUCAUCCUCAACCAGCUGACAACCGGCACUGUCACAGUUACCAACUUCACCCUGGACCAGAUCAGGGAAGCCUCCAGUAUAGUGUAUGAACACGAUGACUCGGAGACCAAGGAGGACAGCUUUGACUUAAUCCUGACGGAAGGUAAAUAUACCGUGGAGAAGACCAUCAUUGUUAUGAUCAUCCCUGUAGAUGACGAGACACCCAGGAUGGCCAUCAACGACGGUCUGGAGAUAGAGAUAGGAGACGUUAAAGUGAUCGAUAACAACGUUUUAAAAGCCACCGACCUGGACUCUGAGGAUAGUACUCUGACGUACGUUGUUCGCUACGGGCCGGGCCAGGGGUUGUUACAGAGGAGAACCCCUUAUGGGACGUUAGAGAACAUCACAGUGGGGAUGAACUUCACCCAGUACCAGGUGGACCAGGCUCUCAUCGUCUAUAUCCACAACGGGCAGGAAGGAAUCCGGGACCUUAUCAAGUUUGACGUGACAGACGGGAUCAACCCUCUGAUCGACAGGUACUUCUACGUGACGGUGGGCGGCAUCGACAUGGUGUUCCCUGACGUGGUCAGUAAGGGGGUCUCUCUGAAAGAAGGCGGUAGAGUAACAUUGACCACAGACCUGCUCAGCACCAGCGACCUCAACAGUCCCGACGAACACCUGGUUUUCACCAUCACCAGAGCCCCACAGAGAGGCCAUCUGGAGUGUACCGAUGGCCCUGGAAUGCCCAUCUCCUCCUUUACCCAGCUCCAGCUAGCUGGGAGCAAGGUGUACUACAUACACACGGCCGAUGAUGAGGUGAAGAUGGACAGCUUUGAGUUCGAAGUCACCGACGGUUACAACCCUGUGUUCCGCACGUUCCGUGUCUCCAUCACCGACGUGGACAACAAGAAACCGGUUCUAACGGUUCACAGCCUGGUGGUUAACGAGGGAGAGAACAAACUCAUCACGCCCUUCGAGCUGACCGCAGAGGACCGCGACACGGCUGACCCCCUCCUGAAGUUCACGGUCACGCAGGUCCCUGUCCACGGUCGCCUCCUCUUCAACAACACCCAUCCCGUCACCUCCUUCACCAAACAGGACCUGAACGAGAACCUCAUCAGCUACAAACAUGACGGUACUGAGUCCUCCAAGGAUUCCUUCUCCUUUACCGUGAGUGACGGGACGCACACCGACUUCUACGUGUUCCCAGACACCGUGUUCGAGACGCGGCGCCCCCAGAUGAUGAAGAUCACGGUCCUGUCAGUGGAUGACGGCGUGCCCCAGAUCGUGGUGAAUAAAGGGGGGCCCACCCUGAGGGUGUUAGAGACGGGUCACCUGGGGUUCCUCAUCACCUCUAAGACUCUUAAGGCAGAGGACAGGGAUAGUCUUCAGCUGUCUGUUACCUUUAAGAUCACCGUGGGACCAGAGCAUGGAUACCUCAUCAACCUGGGUACAGGCAACGCUACCGUCACCACAUUCACUCAAGCUGAAAUUGAUGACAUGAAGAUUUGCUACGUGCUAAGAGAUGGUCGCAAUGCUACGAGCGACAUCUUCUUUUUCUCCAUUGAGGACAAUGGAGGCAACAGGCUGAAGAACCAGGUGUUCAGGCUGAACUGGGCCUGGGUCUCCCUGGAGAAGGAGUACUAUGUGGUGGACGAGGAGGCCAAGUACCUGGAGGUGGUCCUCAAACGACGAGGAUACCUGGGAGAGACGUCCUUCGUCAGCAUCAGUACCAGAGAUGGUACGGCGGAGAAGGAUAAGGACUUCCGUGGUAAAGCCCAGAAGCAGGUCCAGUUUAACCCAGGUCAGACCAUGGCCACAUGGAGGGUGAGGAUCCUGCAGGAUGGAGUGUACGAGCAGUCUGAGACCUUCCAGAUUGUUCUGUCAGAACCUGUCAUGGCUGCCCUGGAGUUCCCUGACACAGCUACUGUGGAGAUCCUCGACCCAGCUGAUGAGUCGACAGUGUUUAUCCCGUCUAAAGUCUACUCUAUAGAGGAGGACAUCGGGGAGCUGCUGAUCCCAGUGCACAGGAGUGGUGAUGUCACACAGGAACUCAUGGUCAUCUGCUACACACAGCAAGCCACAGCUACAGGGACCAUCCCCUCUACAGUCCUGUCCUACUCUGACUACAUAUCCAGACCUGAGGAACACAACAGUGUCCUGCGCUUCGAUAAGGGCGAGACGGAGAAUUCCUGUCGUGUGGUGAUCAUAGAUGACUCUCUGUAUGAAGAGGAGGAGAGCUUCAACGUUACCCUCAGUAUGCCCAUGGGAGGCCGUCUGAGACAGGAGUACCACACUGCCAGGGUCACCAUCAUACCUGACCUGGAUGAUGCUCCAGUAUUCUACUUCGGAGGCACAGACUACCGUGUGGAUGAGAGUGAUGGUUAUGUGGAGGUCAAGGUGUAUAGGACAGGCACUGACCUCUCUAAAACAGCCACGGUCACUGUACGCUCCAGGAAAACAGACCCUGUCUCUGCUGAAGCUGGUGUGGACUACGUCGGUAUCAGCAGGAACCUGGACUUUGCCCCGGGGGUCAGCCAGCAGACGUUCAGGGUUACCAUCCUGGAUGACCUGGGUCAGCCGGUGCUGGAGGGGACCGAGACAUUCGAGCUGGUCCUCCGCAUGCCCAUGAACGGCAUCCUGGGAGAACCGGGGAAGGCCACCAUCCUCAUCAACGACUCCGUCUCUGACCUGCCCAAGGUGCAGUUCCGUGAUGCCAUGUACAUGGGGCAUGAGAACUCAGGUCAGAUCUCAGUCGUGGUGUAUCGUAGUGGAGACAUCAGUUACAGGUCAACGGUCCGCUGUUACACCAGACAGGGUACCGCUCAGGUCAUGAUGGACUUCAACGAACGACCCAACACAGACGCUUCCAUCAUCACCUUCCUACCAGGGGAGGUGGAGAAGCCGUGUGUUCUGUCCCUGGUUGAUGACACGGAGCAUGAGGAGGAGGAGGAGCUGAGGCUGGUGUUGGGGUCGCCCCGCAGUGAGUCUCCGUUCGGAGCGUCCAUCGGGAAACAGAACGAGACUCUGGUCAAGAUCAAGGACGAAGCAGACAAGGCCAUCAUCAAGUUUGGGGAGACUAAGUUCAGUGUGAGUGAGCCUAGCGGGUCAGGCCAGGUGUCCAUGGUGAAGAUCCCAGUGCUGAGGGUAGGAGACACCUCCAAGGUCUCUGUGGUCCGCGUCCACACCAAGGACGGAUCAGCCACCUCCGGAGAGGACUACCAUCCUGUAUCUGAAGACAUUGAGUUCAAGGAGGGUGACACAGAGCACUACAUCGAGGUAGAGAUCUUGUAUGAUGGAGUCAGAGAGAUGAGAGAAGCCUUCACUGUCCACCUGAAACCUGAUGAGAACAUGGUGGCUGAGACGCAGAUGAGUAAGGCCAUUAUCUACAUAGAGGAGACCAACAGCAUGGCGGACGUCACCUUCCCCUCCGUCCCCCAGGUGUUCUCCCUACUGCAGUAUGACGACACCUCCAGGGCCAGACACACCCCCCCAGUGGCAGGCUACCCCGUUGUCUGUGUCACGGCUUGUAACCCUAAGUACCCUGACUACGACAAGACUGGCUCCAUCUGUAUCAGCGAGCACAUCAAUGACACACUGACACACUACCGAUGGUUGGUCAGCGCUCCCACCAGCCUGGACGGGGUCACCAGCUCCAUGAGAGAGGUGGACUUUAAUACCUUCUUCUCCUCCUCCAAGAUCAUCACCUUGGACUCUGUCUAUUUCCAGGCUGGCUCUAGGGUGCAGUGUGCAGCCCGGGCUGUGAACUCUAAUGGAGAUGAGGGCCUGGAACUCAGCAGCUCCAUAGUCUCCAUCAGUAUAGAGAAUGGUAUGUGCCAGCCUCGUGUGGUGGGUACAGUGGGCGCUGAGCCCUUCUCUGCCAAGCUACGCUACACCGGAGCAGAGGACCCAGACCACCCCAACCUCAUCAAGAUCACUGUCACCAUGCCACACAUAGACGGCAUGCUCCCCGUGGUCUCCACCCGUCCUCUGUCUAACUUUGAGCUGACGUUGAGUCCUGAUGGUACUCGUGUGGGGAACCACCGCUGUUCUAACCUGCUGGACUACACCGAGGUCAAGACCCGCCACGGCUUCAUAACCAACGCCACCAAGAACCCUGAGGUGAUAGGGGAGACCUCUCCCUACCAGUACAGCGCCCCCCUGAGGGGAUCCAGCAUACUGCGCUUCUACAGGAACCUCAACCUAGAGGCCUGUCUAUGGGAGUUCACUAGUUACUAUGACAUGUCUGAGCUACUGUCAGACUGUGGAGGGACCAUCGGUACAGACGGACAGGUGUUGAACCUGGUCCAGUCCUAUGUGACCCUCCGGGUGCCCCUCCAUGUCUCCUAUGUGUUCCACUCCCCGGUGGGGGCAGGGGGCUGGCAGCAUUUUGACCUGCAGUCUGAGCUACGACUCACCUUCGUAUACGACACUGCCAUCUUGUGGCGGGAUGGCAUCGGUAGCCCUCCUGAGGCUGAGCUACAAGGAGCCCUGUACCCCACCAGUAUGCGUAUCAACGAACAGGGUCGUCUGGUGGUCAACUUCAGAACUGAGGCUCGGUUCAGAGGACUGUUUGUCAUAUCACACUCUGCGUCCUCUCUGUCGUCCAUGGUGAUGUGUGCGGACCACCCUGGGGUGACCUUUAACCUCAGCCUGGUGAGGAGCGAGCCCACCUACAACCAGCCCAUGCAGCAGUGGACCUUCACAUCAGACUUCGCUGUGCGUGACUACUCAGGUACCUACACAGUGAAGCUGCUGCCCUGUACCUCUCCCCCCAGUCUGGAGUACUCCCUGCCUCCUGUCUGUAACCCCAGAGAACCUGUCACCUUCGACCUGGACAUACGCUUCCAGCAGGUUAGUGACCCGGUUGCGGCUGAGUUCAGUCUGAACACUCAGAUGUUGCUGCUGUCUAAAAGAACUCUGUGGCUGUCUGACGGAUCCAUGGGCUUCGGACAGGAGAGCGACACCGCCUUCUCACAAGGGGAUAUGAUCUAUGGCAGAGUGAUGGUGGAUCCAGUCCAGAACCUGGGAGAUUCCUUUAUCUGUAACAUAGAGAAGGUGUUCCUGUGCACCGGCGCAGAUGGAUACGUGCCCAAGUACAACCCCAACAACAAUGAGUAUGGCUGUCUGGCUGAUGCUCCCUCGCUGCUCUACAGAUUCAAGAUCAUCGAUAAGGCCCAGCCAGAGACCCAGGCCAGGUCGUUUGGUAACGUAGGGUUCAGGGCUCUGCUGGCUGUAGACGACCCUCAGGCCCUGGCCCUGGUCAGACAGCCUGGAUCUGACGGCUUCAGCAUGGACUCUACAGCACUGUUCCAGGUGUCAGCAGGGAGAGAGUGGUUCAUCCACACCAUCUACACUGUCCGCUCCAGAGAGAACGCCAACAGGGGCAUCGGGAAGAGAAGUCUGGAGUACCACACACUCAUCCAGCACAGCAGUAUGGCUUCAGGAGGCCACUCCCUGACCCAACACAGCAGCAUGGACAGAGAAACCCAGCGUCAAACUAUGGCUGCAGGAGGACCGUCACUGUCCCAGUCCCAGUCUCGCUCCAGGCGGUCAGCAAACGGGGUGCCAGACCUAACAGAGGACAUCGGCCUGGACAACAACCGUGGCACCAACAUUCUCCAUAUCUCCCUGGACCUCAGCCGCCAGCGCCGCACCAGCCCUGACCGGGAGGUCCUCACUCGGGGUGUGGUGCCCAGGGAGCUGAACCAUCCUGCUGAGAGCGAGGACGGCCUGGUCUUGAUCAUAGGGAUCCUGGUGGGCCUCCUCCUCACCAUCCUCAUCAUCAUCGUCAUAGUGCUAACCGUACGGUCCAGACAGGAAAAGAAGAAGAUGGAGGUUCCCACGGCAACGUCAUGCUCCACUGAGCCCAUGAUGACAUCAGGGUUCACUAGCAGUGGCUUGGACAGCUCAGAGGUCUGACAGACAGACAGACUUCCUUCGACAGGACCACUGAGACAGACAGACUGACUGACAGACAGACAUUCACCACAGAAAAAUAAACGCUGACAGAUAUAUUUUUUAUUUUUUGUGCCUUUUUUUAAUUUUUUUUUUUUUACAUUGGGACAUAAAGAGAGGGAGGGGACAACUGAAACAACACAAUCAACAAUGAGAGUUUAUUUCCGUACAAAAACCUACUUGAAAUCUUGCACCUCUUCUGCUCUGCUGUAGGGGAGACCAUAGAGGUAAAACAAUCUAUCUAUAUGGGGAGACAGCCCCAACUAGGGAAGUACCUGUAACCUGUUCUGUUUAAGGCACUUGCCCGCGUUUAUUAUUGCUUUGUUUUAUGAUGUCAUAUUUGAUCCCAAAAAUGUUUAUGAUUUGUCCAAAGGUGCUAAAGCAGCAGAUGCCUCUGUAAUGUAAGAUGGAUGGUGGUCCAGUGAGUUGGUAAAAGACCAUGUAGCAGGGCUAUUCAGCUCCAGGCCUGUAGGAUGGAUAGUGGUCCAGUGAGUUGGUAGAAGACCAUGUAGCAGGGCUAUUCAGCUCCAGGCCUGUAGGAUGGAUAGUGGUCCAGUGAGUUGGUAAAAGACCAUGUAGCAGGGCUAUUCAGCUCCAGGCCUGUAGGAUGGAUGGUGGUCCAGUGAGUUGGUAGAAGACCAUGUAGCAGGGCUAUUCAGCUCCAGGCCUGUAGGAUGGAUGGUGGUCCAGUGAGUUGGUAGAAGACCAUGUAGCAGGGCUAUUCAGCUCCAGGCCUGUAGGAUGGAUGGUGGUCCAGUGAGUUGGUAGAAGACCAUGUAGCAGGGCUAUUCAGCUCCAGGCCUGUAGGAUGGAUAGUGGUCCAGUGAGUUGGUAGAAGACCAUGUAGCAGGGCUAUUCAGCUCCAGGCCUGUAGGAUGGAUGGUGGUCCAGUGAGUUGGUAGAAGACCAUGUAGCAGGGCUAUUCAGCUCCAGGCCUGUAGGAUGGAUAGUGGUCCAGUGAGUUGGUAGAAGACCAUGUAGCAGGGCUAUUCAGCUCCAGGCCUGUAGGAUGGAUGGUGGUCCAGUGAGUUGGUAGAAGACCAUGUAGCAGGGCUAUUCAGCUCCAGGCCUGUAGGAUGGAUAGUGGUCCAGUGAGUUGGUAGAAGACCAUGUAGCAGGGCUAUUCAGCUCCAGGCCUGUAGGAUGGAUAGUGGUCCAGUGAGUUGGUAGAAGACCAUGUAGCAGGGCUAUUCAGCUCCAGGCCUGUAGGAUGGAUGGUGGUCCAGUGAGUUGGUAGAAGACCAUGUAGCAGGGCUAUUCAGUUCCAGGCCUGUAGGAUGGAUAGUGGUCCAGUGAGUUGGUAAAAGACAAUGCAGCAGGGCUAUUCAGCUCCAGGCCUGUAGGGCAGCAACACUGCUGGUUGUCUUUUCUACCUUGUAGUUAAUUGAUUGACUGAUUGAUUGAUUGAUUGAUUGAUGUUACUGAUUGGCUAGAGAGUCCCACAAUGUAAUCAGUUCCUGAUUAGAAGGAAAGAAUGAAAGCCAGAAGUGUUUCUACCUUCCAGGCCCAGAGUCGAAUACCGGUAUUCCUGGUAUUCAGUUUUCAGUAUGAACGCAAAAUUGUCAUAGAACUGUCAUAGUUGUUAACGUGUAUGUUUGUUAUCCCGUGUCAAGCCACUGUCAAUAGUCUGCUAACACUGGGAAUAUGUCCUACUAUAAUGUCCUACUAUAAUGUCCUACUGUAAUGUCCUAUUGUAGCUCUCUGUCAGACCUGGGUUCAAACACUAUUUGAAAUCUUUCAAAUAUAUUUGCUUUAGCCUGCCUGGAGUGCCCAUUGGGACUUUUAUAUUGGUUCCAUUACAACAGGCACGCUCAAUUGAUCACAGCUGAAGUAUUUUACAUGAUUCAAAAUAGUAUUUAAACCCAGGUCUGCUCUCUGUACUGAAGUAUGGAGACUGAUUCAUGUUGAAGUUCAACAGGUGCCUAAGAAUCCACUGGAUGUUAUACUGUAAUAUGCAUCCCAAAUGGUACCCUAUUCCCUACUUUGCACUGUAAGUAGUGCACUAUUUAGGGAAUAGGGUGUAAUUUGGGACACGUACUUAGAUUGUCUCUAUCACAUGGCCCUUCUAUGUGAUGUAUACGACCCCUACAGUAGGUGCUAAAGAAACACUUUCUAUUUGUUUUGUUUUGUAUGUAUUAAUGGUUAUCUAUCAUUUGUGCCUGCCUUUGAUUUUAUAAUUGUUUAAACUUAAAAAAAUUGUGGGGGAAAAUGUGUCACAUCUACUGUAGGUAAUUCAGGCUUUUUCUAUCCAGAGUUCUAAGUUUAUCACAUUGUUUUUCGGAUAAUUGUUCUCUCAAUAGUCCCAAAAUCAUGGUUGUAGUGACUUUCUAUGGCUCCGUCCCAAAUGGCACCCUAUUCCCUAUUUAGUGCACUACUUUUGUUCAGCGUCCAUAAGGAAUUAGGUUGCCAUAUAGGGAAUAGGGUGCCAUUUUGGACACAUUACUAUAUCAGUGUGGUCCUGUAUUUGAAUACAUACAGUACAGCACUGAAUCUAAUGAUCUAAUGAGAAAAGGUACUGUAUAUCCUGUAGGGAAGAGUGGGGUAAGUUGACCCAUUUUUUUACGUUCAGCAUCACUCCAUCAAGGGAAAUAUAGUAUUCUUUCUAACAAAGAUAUCUAUACUGAACAAAAAUAUAAACACAACAUGCAACAAUUUCAACGAUUUUAACGAGUUACAGUUCAUAUAAGGAAAUCAAUCAAUUGAAAUGAAUUCAUUAGGCCCUAAUCUAUGGAUUUCACAUGACUGGGCAGGGGCGCAGCCAUGGGUGGGCCUGGGAGGGCAUAAGUCCACCAACUUGGGAGCCAGGCCCACCCACUGGGGAGCCAGGCCCAGCCAAUCAGAAUGAGUUGUUUCCCACAAAAGGGCUUUAUUACAGACAAAAAUACUCCUCAGUUUCAUUACCUGUCCAGGUGGCUGGUCUCAGACAAUCCCACAGGUGAAGAAGCCAGAUGUGGUGGUCCUAGGCUGGCGUGGUAACACAUGGUCUGCUGUUGUGAGGUUGGUUGGACAUCCUGCCAAAUUCUCUAAAACAACAUGGGAGGCAGCUUAUGGUAGAGAAAUUAACAUUACAUUCUCUGGCAACAGCUCUGGUGGACAUUCCUGCAGUCAGCAUGCCAAUUGCACGCUCCAUCAAAACUUGAGACAUCUGUGGCAUUGUGCUGUGUGACAAAACUGCAGAUUUUAGAGUGGCCUUUUA